UUCGUUCUACACUGUUGAGAGAAUCGGAAGAGAAGAAAGUGAUCGGGCUCUUUAACACAUUCCUGAGCCGUCUUUGUCAGCUUCUUUUUGCUUCGUGAGUAAGAUGAUUGCACAAUGCUUUCUAGUAACUCUUAGUUUGGUGCAGUCGGCGGCUGCAUUUGUGGCCCCUCGCGCGGCGUCGCCCUUCACGGCAUCGUCACAUUUUCACUCCCCGAUACCACAACUAUACGCAGCGGCUCGAGAAGUUGAUUGCUUGGUUGUGGGGUCGGGCGUAUCUGGAAGCUCUCUCGCCUUUAAUCUUGUAAAGAACCACGAUGUUGACACCCUUAUGGUCGAGCGGAACGAAGUUGUCGGGGGCAAUCUCAUUUCGAAAGAAAACGAGGAAGGGUUUGUCUGGGAAGAAGGUCCCAAUUCUUUCCAGCCUACUCCCUACAUUAGUCGACUCGUUCACGAAUUGGGCAUAACGAAGGACCUCGUUCUCGCGGAUGGGUCUUUGCCUCGUUUUGUGUAUUGGCAAGGCGAAGGUGCGGGCGCAAAGCUGGCGAACUUACACGCUUUACCAACAAAUUUACCCGGGGACUUGCUUGACUUCAACCUGUUGACCUGGCCCGGAAAGAUUCGAGCUGGGCUCGGUGCGAUUGGCCUUAUCGCUCCACCACCGACGGAUCGUGAAGAGUCUAUAAGGGAAUUCGUUACCCGUCAUUUGGGUGCCGAAACAUUUGAACGCGUGAUCGAUCCGUUCGUGUCCGGUGUAUAUGCUGGAGAUCCUGACGAACUGGCCAUGAAGGCCGCUCUAAAAAAAAUUCAUCGACUGGAAGGGCUAGGAGAUCUUGGGCCGGGUCUGGUCAGUGGUGCGAUCAAUCGAUUCAAGGAAAUUGCCGACGAAAAGACGUCGAACCCACCCGAUCCGGCCUGGCCCACUUACAAAGGAGGCCAGCUGGGUUCUUUCCGUAAAGGUUUGCAAACACUUGCCCUAGCGGCGGAAGAAUACCUAGGACCGGAGCGUGUAAUGAAGAACACGCCUAUAGACAAAGUUGAAAAACUGCCCGACGGUCGGUUUAAAGUAACGGUCCUGAAGGAUGAUAAACCGAUCGAAAUAAUUGCUAAAUCCGUCUGUCUGACCUCGCCAACCCGUGUCACGUGCAAGGUUGCCGCUGACUUGGUUCCGGCUGCCACUCGGCUGGCUGAAGUAUACUCACCUCCCGUUGCAUCUGUCACCAUGGCCUACAAGAAAGAGUGGUUUAAGGAGUUGCCCGGUGGUACCUCGAGGGAACCUUUGCGUGGAUUCGGCCACUUGCUUCCGCGUAAAAUGGGAGUCCGGAGUUUGGGUACCAUCUGGUCGAGUUCUCUGUUUCCUGGUCGCGCUCCUGAAGGCUGGGAGCUCUUGCUAACCUACAUUGGUGGUGCACGGGACAAAGGCAUUGCGGACUUGUCCGAAGAAGAAAUUUACAAACAAGUCGACGCGGAUAAUCACGAGAUUCUGUUGAAAAGUGACGCUCCGUCUGGCAAAAGGAUUGGCAUUCGAGUGUGGCAAACUGCCAUACCGCAGUACCGUAAGGGUCAUUUAGAAAUUUUGGAUGCAUUGGAAGCCGACGAGGCCAAGGUGCCCGGGUUUUAUUUGGGAGGUAAUUACCGGACCGGUUUUUUUUUUUGUUGCCUUUGGUGAUUGUGUGCAGUUUGGAUGGACGGAAGCCGAAAAGGUCGCAAAAUACUUGCAAUCGACCGAGGAAAAUAUGACUUCUAGUGUAACUGAACCGCAGGAAAUUAGCGUAG
This is a messenger RNA of Phaeodactylum tricornutum CCAP 1055/1, 1773 nucleotides long. RefSeq names its product protoporphyrinogen oxidase (gene PPO). Gene Ontology annotation, biological process: porphyrin-containing compound biosynthetic process. Gene Ontology annotation, molecular function: protoporphyrinogen oxidase activity, oxygen as acceptor. The coding region runs from base 104 to 1666 and encodes 520 amino acids. The transcript has a single exon. Lineage: Eukaryota; Bacillariophyta; Bacillariophyceae; Surirellales; Neidiaceae. The record is from RefSeq and is a predicted model, not a curated record.